Molecule: messenger RNA, 435 nt
Organism: Strongylus vulgaris
Lineage: Eukaryota; Metazoa; Nematoda; Chromadorea; Rhabditida; Strongylidae
Source: the annotation of a GenBank genome assembly
AUGACAUCUUAUGCAUGUCCUGACAAAGUUCAAAGCGGUAUUAAGCGCCCAAGUACGGAUGUUUCUGGAUUCUAUACGGUAAUUGGAAAAUCGCACCCAGCUCCUUACAUUAUCUUUGGGACAGUGCAUGGAUCGGCGAGUAAAGCUGCUGGAUACAAAUCUGAAAUUGUCAUCCAUGUAUCGAAUGCAGAUGUAUCUCAAUCGCAGUGUUGCCCCAAAGACCAUGAGUAUUCGGGAUAUGUGAAUGAUGACGAUUGGAAGGAAUUCGCAGCUAAACCCAUUGCAAAUGAGUAUAGAUUGUAUAAGGUAGAUUCAACUUCUGUUUACAAUAAAACUCUUCUCUCGCGACUGAAGUUUCUGCUUGCUAGCGUUCGUAGGUCUGUACCGGUAAUUCAUCAAAUCACUAAUUGCAAACCAAUCUUCAUUGACGGCUAA